UAAUACAAAAAGUUCCUGCACAGCUCUGUGCAGUGGGAGGCGGAUUUACUAAUGUUGAUAAGAGUCCUGGCAAGGAGCCAUAAUGCAUUGCAAAGUCUAAGCAGCCUGUCUCCUCCGAAACUAGAGGAAAUCGGAAAAUAUUCCAGCGGAAGACAUCUAGGAGUAGAGGGAGCGAAGCCCAUCCAGGCUACGAGAAAUGUGCUGAGGGCAGUGCGUCGAGGAAGGAGCCUUGGUGGUGUUUCCUAGCUGGAGGAGCAGCAGAAUGAGGAAGAACUUGAAGGGCAUUGCAUCAGGACCCGCACUGAUCCUUUUCUGCCUCAGCAUCGACUUGCAGAUUUUGCCCUGAUAGCUGCAGCACUUUUGUUGGCUAAUGCUGGUAUUCCGCUGAUGUGGACGGCUUGCUUUUGCCAGGUUCCCUGCUCCCGAUAUGGUCAAGGCGACUUCUUCCUGAUCUGAGAACCUAUUUAAGGGCGCAAGUGGAGAAGGAGACGUCUGACUUUUGGCUGGACAACUCGCUUUUCAAAAUUUAAGGUAACAGUUUGGGAAUACAUCAUCUGCUGCUGCAAUGUUACGGCCAGGUGCAUCCACUCUGUGUUCUGCUGGUCUUCCCCUUGUACUUUCUACAGCUGUGUUACUGUGCCAUUUACAUCAAACCUAUGCUGAGGAUAUAGAAGAGAAUAAAAAAAUAGAAAAUACAUCUGUAGAUAAAUGUGUUGGCACAUAUGAAUGCAAAGAAGGUGUGAUCCUUCCAAUCUGGAAACCCCAGGAUCCGGCAUUUGGUGAUAAGAUUGCAAGAGCUACUGUCUAUUUUGUUGCUAUGGCCUACAUGUUUCUGGGAGUGUCUAUCAUUGCUGACCGUUUUAUGUCCUCUAUAGAAGUCAUCACCUCUCAAGAGCGAGAGAUAACUAUCAAAAAGCCUACCGGUGAAACAACAAAGACAACAGUAAGGGUUUGGAAUGAAACUGUGUCCAAUUUAACCUUGAUGGCACUAGGUUCAUCAGCACCUGAGAUUCUCCUGUCUGUCAUUGAAGUCUGUGGCCACGGCUUUAAUGCAGGGGAUCUAGGACCAAGUACUAUUGUGGGUAGUGCUGCCUUUAACAUGUUUGUUAUCAUUGCGCUCUGUGUUUAUGUAGUUCCUGAUGGAGAAAUAAGGAGGAUUAAGCAUUUGCGAGUGUUCUUUGUCACAGCAGCGUGGAGCAUUUUUGCUUAUACCUGGCUUUACCUGAUUUUGGCUGUUAUUUCCCCAAGUGUUGUUGAGGUCUGGGAAGGACUUCUGACAUUCUUUUUCUUUCCAAUCUGUGUGGUCUUUGCUUGGAUUGCAGACAGAAGACUUUUGUUUUACAAAUAUGUGUAUAAGAAGUACCGAGCAGGCAAGCAGAGGGGGAUGAUAAUUGAAACCGAGGGUGACAGACCUUCCUCAAAGGCAGAAAUUGAGAUGGAUGGCAAAAUGCUCAAUUCUCAUGCUGAAAAUUUCCUUGAUGGGGCUAUCAUUUUAGAAGUAGAUGAAAAAGAGAAAGACCAGGAUGAAGAAGAGUCUAGAAGAGAAAUGGCCAGAAUUCUCAAGGAGCUAAAGCAGAAACAUCCUGACAAAGAAAUUGAACAACUAAUUGAACUUGCCAACUACCAGGUCUUAAGCCAGCAGCAAAAGAGCCGUGCCUUUUAUCGGAUUCAAGCCACACGUUUAAUGACCGGAGCAGGAAACAUUUUAAAACGACAUGCGGCAGAUCAAGCAAGAAAAGCUGUCAGUAUGCAGGAGGUUAGAAGUGAUGUUGAGGACAAUGAUCCUGUCAGUAAGAUCUGUUUUGAACAAGCCACGUACCAGUGCCUUGAGAACUGUGGAACUGUGGCACUUACUGUUGUCCGUCGGGGAGGUGAUUUAACUAAUACUGUAUCUAUUGAUUUCCGAACAGAAGAUGGCACUGCCAAUGCUGGAUCCGAUUACGAGUUCACUGAAGGAACCUUGGUUUUUAAGCCAGGUGAAACCCAAAAAGAAAUUAAGGUAGGAAUCAUAGAUGAUGAUAUAUUUGAAGAAGAUGAGAACUUUCUGGUUCACCUCAGCAACUUAAGAGUCAAUAAUACUGAAGUAGCAGGUGAAAGCAGCCUUGAGGCAAACCAUGUGUCUACUCUAGCAUGUCUGGUAGAACCUUCUACUGCAACAGUCACCAUUUUUGAUGAUGACCAUGCUGGUAUUUUCACAUUUGAAGAACCAGUAGAACAUGUGAGUGAAAGUAUAGGAGUCAUGGAAGUGAAAGUUCUGCGGACAUCUGGUGCUCGGGGUACAGUCUUGGUGCCAUACAAAACAAUGGAAGGUACUGCCAAGGGAGGAGGAGAAGAUUUUGAGGACACAUGUGGAGAGCUGGAAUUCCAGAAUGAUGAGAUUGUCAAAACGAUAAAGAUCACAAUAAUUGAUGAUGAGGAAUAUGAAAAAAACAAGACCUUCUUCAUUGAGCUUGGCGAACCUCAGCUGGUGGAGAUGAGUGAAAAGAAAGCUCAGUUAUUGAAUGAGUUUGGUGACUUCACAAUAACAGGGAAAAUAAUGUAUGGCCAACUUGUCUUGAGGAAGGUUAUUUCCAGAGACCGACCAAUCCUUUCAUCAAUAUUCCGCAUUGGAGAUGACUGUGAUGAAAAACAACCUCUGACCAGCAAAGAGGAGGAAGAGAGACGCAUUGCAGAAAUGGGACGGCCAGUUCUUGGAGAACACACAAAACUUGAAGUUAUUAUUGAAGAAUCCUAUGAGUUUAAGAAUACAGUAGACAAGCUGAUCAAGAAAACAAACCUUGCUCUAGUUGUUGGGACAAACAGUUGGAGGGAGCAGUUUAUCGAAGCCAUCACAGUCAGUGCUGGUGAAGAUGAUGAAGAUGAAGAAUGUGGAGAUGAGAAACUACCUUCUUGCUUUGACUAUGUGAUGCACUUCCUGACUGUCUUUUGGAAAGUCUUCUUUGCUUUCGUUCCUCCUACUGAAUACUGGAAUGGCUGGGCUUGCUUCAUCGUUUCUAUUAUUAUGAUUGGACUCUUGACUGCCGUUAUUGGAGACUUGGCCUCUCACUUUGGUUGCACCAUUGGUCUAAAAGAUUCAGUGACAGCAGUAGUGUUUGUUGCCUUAGGGACUUCUGUGCCAGAUACAUUUGCUAGCAAAGUAGCCGCAAUUCAAGAUCAGUAUGCUGAUGCAUCUAUAGGAAAUGUUACUGGCAGCAACGCUGUCAAUGUCUUCCUGGGUAUCGGUGUGGCCUGGUCCAUUGCUGCGAUCUACAAAGCUGCUCAUGGAGAAGUUUUUCACGUCGAUCCUGGCACACUAGCUUUCUCUGUCACCCUGUUUACCAUUUUUGCUUUCAUAAACGUUGGAGUGUUACUUUACAGAAGAAGGCCAGAGAUCGGAGGCGAGUUAGGAGGACCACGGACUGCCAAGCUUUUAACUUCAGGUCUCUUUUCCCUGCUAUGGCUCCUGUACAUUCUCUUCUCAUCUCUGGAGGCCUACUGCCACAUAAAGGGCUUCUAAAAAACUACAAUACAGAUAAAUAAAUAUAUAAAUAUUGUAUAAGAACAUUGAAAAACAAGUGGACAUGUACUAUUUUUACUUACCUGCUAAUGGAAUGCAGCUAUGGGGGGGCAUUCCUUUUCCAAGGUAUGAAUAAGAAUUCACAGAGAUUUCACCCAAUGAAGAGCAUCUUUUGUUGAACAAGGCAUGAAUGCAGGACUGCUUUGCAGUGGCACCUGCAGAUAUAUAGUAUAGUUGUAAACUUUAUAAGAGUUUGGUAUUUUUUAAGGCAUAAAAAAGAAACACUACGCUGGGGUGGGGCUAUAAAUAAAAUUGCUGCUGGAUGCAAUGUGAAGUGAACACUGAAAACAGUCAUCCACAACUAAAAGAAUUGCAUAAAUUUAGAAUGUAAACACAGUGUGGCUAGUUAUAAGUCACUCUCUAUAAUUUUUUUAAAGAAACACUUGCACUAGAAAGUACAUGGAAUGCUGAAAUUUGAUUAGUGGACGGACAUUCAUAACCUGAGCAUGUCGGUUCACUUUAAUGCUAUAAUGCCUGUGUAAUUAUUAGACUUAGUGCAUUUGUUUGUUCUGCAACAUAUGAACAAAACAAUUUGACCUGACAUUUCCCAUUUUUUAUAAUGUGUUUCCAGGAUAUGUACCCUCCAUAUUCUCAGUAUGCCAUGCUCAGUUGUGUGUACCUUCUUAUCACACAUUUGUCUGUUCUUACACUGCCUGUCCUUUGAAAGUUGUUCUGUAGAUUAUUAACUCAGCUUUCAGCCCAAACCCUGAGCAUCAGUUGUGCAGUAUUUCUCUAUGUUUGCUAAUGCACCAUGUUCUCUCAAAGGAACACUGUUGUGGUACUUGUAGCACUGGUCUGAAUGAAUGUGACCAUGUUUGUCGCUUUUAAUAAGGAUACAUCUGUUCAGCAGUGUGCGUUCAAUAUCAAGAGUUGUGAAUAUGUUUUCCAGCUGACUUUUUCAGUGUUUGAUAUCAAAGGGAAAAACUGAACUUUUUUCAGAACACAACUGAUUGUUUUAUAAAAAAAAAACACGUUAACUGUCUAUAUAAAAAAGGACUUUGUAAGCAAGAUAAUAUAAAAAAACUUAUUGCCAUAUAAAACAUUAUGGAAUGUAAUAAGUGUGAGUGACUAUCAGUGUGAACAUAACCACAAAGAUUAGUAAUGAAGUCUAUUCUUUAAGAAUUCUGCUUCAGAAUGAAAAUGUGUAAGUAUAGAUACAGUGGUCAUUUAAAAUGAACUUAAGCUUCAGGAGAUAUAAACUUCCAUAAUGGUUCAAAAUGUAAAUGUUUUUAUCCACAGCAAAAAGGAAUAUUGCCAUAUGAACUUUUAUUGUGAUGCAGAAUCAGAGAGUUCUGUUUUCUCACAAAUACAUGUUCAGCAUAUGCAGAUCACAAGCAUCUGCUGGGUUUGUUCUAUAUAGAGAAUACUUUUUGUCAUUUGUUUUCUUAAAAAACACAUUUCACUGUAUUUAAAUAGUAUUUAUGUGUUGUUUGAAGUAUUAUUUUGUUUUAUUACUUUUUUGGCAUUUGUUUUUCUGUUUUUCCUUGAGGGCAUAUUUAAAAAUUUGUUUCAGUCCAAGGUAUAUAAAAGUGAUCUAAAUCCUGAACAAAACCAGGGUUUAUUUGGUUUAUUUUGUAAUAGGAGGAAACACUCAUGUUGGUUUUCAGCUUGUUGCCAGAAAAGAGAGGCUGUUGUUAAAAAUUAUCCAUAAUGAACCAAAAUAUGUAACUCAUUGUAUUCUUAUGUGUGUGAACAGAAUAAUUUUCCACAGUAUCAUGCAAAUUCCAUUAUCAAGUGGUAUUAUCUGAGUUAAAUGUUGUCAUCAGAACAGGCAGUCGGGACAUUAACCUAUUAAGUACUUUGAUAUACAGUACCUCAAAAUUAUGUCCCACUUCAAACUGCAAUAUUAUAUUAGUAUUGGGAUGAAACUCAAGUUCUUAAUGUGAACAUAAAACCCACAUUCUGCCAGCCUUCAGGUUCCUGAAUGGUAUAGUGCAGCUUGAAAAAGCAAGAUGAUAUAUAUCUUCAUUGACAUUCACAAUUAAACAUGCAUUUCUCAAA
Protopterus annectens (West African lungfish) is the source of this 5557-nucleotide messenger RNA. RefSeq names its product solute carrier family 8 member A1 (gene SLC8A1). Bases 566 to 3496 code for a protein of 976 amino acids. NCBI's taxonomy places the organism in Eukaryota, Metazoa, Chordata, Ceratodontiformes, Protopteridae. The transcript is spliced from 11 exons. Gene Ontology annotation, biological process: calcium ion import across plasma membrane; sodium ion transmembrane transport; cell communication. The record is from RefSeq and is a predicted model, not a curated record. Gene Ontology annotation, molecular function: calcium:sodium antiporter activity. Gene Ontology annotation, cellular component: axon; postsynapse; sarcolemma.